Molecule: messenger RNA, 1389 nt
Organism: Miscanthus lutarioriparius
Lineage: Eukaryota; Viridiplantae; Streptophyta; Magnoliopsida; Poales; Poaceae
Source: the annotation of a GenBank genome assembly
AUGGCGGCACCUCACGUCCUGGCCCUGCCCUUCCCUGCCCAGGGCCACGUCAUCCCUCUGAUGCAGCUCUCCCACCGGCUGGUCGAGAAUGGCAUCGAGGUCACAUUCGUCAACACCGAGGCCAACCACGCGCUCGUGCUAGACGCGAUGCCGGCUGACGGCAGUGGCCGGUCGCUCGACGUCGAUGGCAUCCACCUGGUGGCCGUCCCAGAUGGGCUGGCCGACGGCGACGACCGCAAGGACCUCGGCAAGCUCGUGGACGGCUGUCGCGGCACAUGCCGGGCUACCUGGAGGAGCUUGUGGGUCGCCAAGAAGCUCGGCAUCAGGGCCGCCGCCUUCUGGCCCGGGUCGGCUGCCUUCCUCGACACAACGUUGAGAAUUCCUCAGAUGAUACAGGACGGCUUCAUCGACGAGAAAGGCUGGCCAAAACGGCAGGAGACAUUCCAGUUCGCGCCGGGGAUGCCACCGCUCCACACGUCGCAGCUACCGUGGGACAACGCCGGCGCGCCGGAAGGCCAACCGGCCAUAUUCCAGCUCGUCAUCCGGAACAACGAGGCCAAAGACCUCGCCGAGGUCAUCGUGUGCGACUCGUUCCGCGACGCGGAACCCGGCGCGUUCAAGCUGUACCCCGACGUCAUGCCCAUCGGCCCCCUGCUCGCCGACCGUCAGUUCCAGAGACCGGUGGGGCAGUUCUUACUGGAGGACACCGGGUGCCUCGAGUGGCUCGACGCGCAGGCCGACCGCUCCAUCGUGUACGUGGCGUUCGGCAGCUUCACCGUGUUCAACCCGCGGCAGUUCGAGGAGCUUGCGCUGGGGCUGGAGCUCGCUGGCCGGCCGUUCUUGUGGGUGGUGCGGCCCGACUUCGCCGCUGGCCUCAGCAAAGCGUGGCUCGACGAGUUCCGGGACCGUGUCGGCGGCAGGGGCAUGAUCGUGAGCUGGUGCCCCCAGCAGCAGGUACAUAUGUUCCACGCCAUACUUGCAGCGUCGUCCUGCACAGCAUAUCGUCACCGUGGGGUGCUUCCUUCCACUGGACAGGUGCUGGCUCACCGUGCGGUGGCGUGCUUCGUGUCGCACUGCGGGUGGAACUCGACGCUGGAGGGGAUGCGGAACGCGGUGCCGUUCCUGUGCUGGCCCUACUUCACGGACCAGUUCCAGAACGAGAGCUACAUCUGCAACGUGUGGAGGACCGGCUUGGCGGUGGCGCCGGGGCCGGACGGCGUCGUGGCCAAGGAGGAGCUGAGCGGCAAACUGGAGCGAGUCCUCGGAGACGACGGGAUCAGGGAGAGGGUGAGCGCGCUCAGGGACGCGGCGUGCAGGUCCAUCGCCGAGGGUGGGUCGUCGCAUGACAACGUCAAGAAGUUCGUGGACCUCCUGAAACUGAAAGAAUGA